Molecule: messenger RNA, 2128 nt
Organism: Nilaparvata lugens (brown planthopper)
Lineage: Eukaryota; Metazoa; Arthropoda; Insecta; Hemiptera; Delphacidae
Product: spaetzle-processing enzyme
Exons: 7
Coding region: 983-1987 (334 amino acids)
Biological process (GO): proteolysis
Molecular function (GO): serine-type endopeptidase activity
Source: RefSeq, a predicted model, not a curated record
GCCAUUUUAUCAUUCUGUCAUCAAAUAGCUUUAUCUCCCGCUUUGUAGCUUUGAAACUUUGUUUUAUUAUCGCUAAAUAAAUUCAAUUGUUUAUCUGCUUUCUCAAAUAAAAAUUUUGUUCAAUCAAUUACAUUACCUACAGUAUUUAUUUGUACUCACAAAGGCCAUUUUAUCAUUGCUUCCUGAGUUUUCAUUCUGCUAUUUUCUAUUAUCAGUUUUAAUAGUUUUUCUAGGGUACCUAUAGGCAUAAUUUUUAACAGUGAAGGGUAUAUAAUUUACAGUUUUCCAGGGCAAUAUUUUUGAACAUGCAUGAAACAGUUCUGGGCUACCAUAUGCCUAUUGUUUUCAAGUUUGUAUUGUUUUUGCUUUUUGAUUAAUGAAUAAAUAAAUUAUUACCGGUAUUAUAUUUGUUAUAUUUUUUGGUCAGCCCAGUAUAAUGAGGUGAAAAUUAUAUGACACAACCCUUCCUACCAUAAAUAUAUAUUACCACUUCGUGUAAAAUCUACGGCAAUACUAUAUUUUUUAAAACAGUAGAAUAUGAAUUACAGCAUUUUAGAACGAUAGCUUCUAUUAAAUAAUCAAUUUUAUUUCACAUUGGUUUUGAAAAACUUCACAGUUUUAAUAAAACUACAUUUCAAAAGCUUCAAUGAUUAAUAAUUUUUAAUAAUACAGGUUAUUAUUCAAUCUUAUGAAAUUGUAGACUUGUGAAAAGUUCAAAAGAGUUGACUAAUUUUAAAGGUUUUAAAUCAAAUAAAAAUAAUCAGCAUGGAUGAACCAUAACUUUUUAUUGUGAUAGUCAGCUCCAAGUCAAAUCAAUUGCCCUUCUAAUAUUAAAUGGCGUGUAGCAGAAAUAUUUAUUAAUCAAUAAUAAACCAUGAAUUUAUUGAUGAAUUGAUACUUCAUUGUCUCAGCAGCCAGCAGUUUGGUUUCUGUCGCAGAACUAAGCAAUCUUCAUUAUGCAAAUUGAUUGGACGAACCGAUAAUGUUUUCUCCUCUCUCACUUGGGUCUCUUCUUUUCACUGCACUUAUUGUGUACCAAUACUCCCUGGCUUCAUGUAACGCUACAUUUGCGCUAUCACUAGGAAUAGGAAAGCAACCAACGAAGCAGCGCUUAAAAAAGGCGCUGGACCCAACAAAGCACCGCCAUUGGGCUUUGGUUAACAACAAUGGUUUCUGUGGUAUCAGUCACAGCCAGAGAAUCAUUGGAGGAGUCGACGCUGGGAUAGGAAAAUAUCCGUGGAUUGUUCGCUUGGCCUUCCAAAUACCAACAAAUCAGGGUGAUAGAACCAUUCUCAAAUGUGCUGGUUCAAUAAUCACGAAGAAAUACGUAGUAACAGCAAAUCACUGCUUCACCCCAUACGAUAAAUUGUCUUUUGUUAGAGCUGGUGAAUAUGAUGAAAGGACCGAUCCUGACUGUGAGCAAUCCAACCCUGAUGACUGUGCUCCUGAAUUCAUAGAUUACAGAGUACAGAAAGUCAUCAAUCAUAAAGACUACAAGGAAGGUGUCUCAUUUGUAAAUGAUAUAACAUUGGUCAAAAUAAAGGGCCAAUUCGAGUUCAAUGAAUACAUAAUGCCAAUCUGUCUGGAGUAUGGUAGUUUACUGGGGAAAAAUUAUAUUGGCAGUAAUGUUGAAGUUGCUGGUUGGGGAAUUUUUGAUAUAGUGAAAGAAGAGGUACACCCAGUGUUGCAGCGAGUAACCAUUCCCGUUAUAAACUCGGAAGUGUGUCGUGAUCGAAUGAAGAAAGCGACGUAUGUGGAGCCUUCCAAGCAGAUCUGUGCGGGCGGAGUGAUCGGCAAGGACUCCUGUGGGGGCGACUCGGGGGGACCCCUCAUGUCUGCGCAGGUGACAGACGGCAGACCGCCGCGGUACUUCCUCAUCGGUGUCGUGUCCUUUGGGCUCAAGGAAUGCGGCAAGACAGACAUGCCCGCCGUCUAUACUCGGGUGUAUGCAUACCUGUCUUGGAUAUUGGACAAUAUUGACAAAUAAUGAUAAUUGUGUAGGCCUACCGUACAUAAUUCACAUAUAAUAUGAAUUUUUAUUAAUUUAUUUUAUUAUAAUGUAUUGGAUACCCAUAUACCUACCGUUUAUACUCGGCUGUAUGCAUGUCAGUCUUGUACUUUGAGCAAA